Messenger RNA from Penicillium angulare, 579 nucleotides. Its product is annotated as GNAT family N-acetyltransferase. Gene Ontology annotation, molecular function: acyltransferase activity, transferring groups other than amino-acyl groups. NCBI's taxonomy places the organism in Eukaryota, Fungi, Ascomycota, Eurotiomycetes, Eurotiales, Aspergillaceae. The transcript has a single exon. The record is from RefSeq and is a predicted model, not a curated record. Bases 1 to 579 code for a protein of 192 amino acids.
AUGCGGGGUCACCCAAGCAGCUCAAUCGAGCUCAAAUCCGAGAAAAUGCCACUGUCGCUUCGGAUUCCUACAUCUGACGACAUCCCUACGGUAGUCGCCAUUUUAUCGAAUAAAGCAAACUCGGAAUUCGACAAGUCUAUAUCCGCGACCCCACCCGACGAAUUCGAAGCCAUUGCGACAAAAUGGACAAUUGUUGCAGACCCGCCAACAUAUCGCAACUUUCUCGUUUUUUAUAACGAAGAGCCCAUUGGUAUCACCGGAUUUGGAUGGAUUGGUCCCUGUAAUGAGAAUCAGGCAACAGAUGAUCUCUCCCGGGCCGGUGCAGCGGGUAUUAUCAUUCAACCGCCAGCUCGGGGAAAGGGGCUAGCGUAUCAAGCGCUUCGCCUGGUUUUUGACUAUGGAUUUCGUGAAUUGAAAUUCCAGGAGAUUCGAGUCGGGAGUCAUUCCGGGAAUGUUCCUAUGUGGAUGCUGAUGGAACGGAAAUUCGGGAUAGAAACUACCAAGACUCCUGAGGUGGAUCGGUUUGGAAAUGAUCUAUUGUGGACUAUUCGAAGGGCGGACUAUGUCUUACAGUCUUAA